CGAACCCAAUGCACACCAACAUGGGAGCCGCGGCGCUACCCUCGCCCGUAGCCUCACGAGGGUCACCAGUCACUCUCUGGCCGCCGCGCCGAUAGGACGUCUCAAGGGACAGGCGGAUUUCAGUGCCAGGCUUGUGGUGGAGUAGUGCAUCGUGCUAGAAUCCAGAAACUUCCUUCGAACACGUGACGAUGGAUCUCCCAGAGGAACUUCAAGUGGCGCGGCCUGCCCUCACUGUGACUAAGAGGGACCACACUUACCAGUAUAGCCCCGGGGAGAAGCGAGGUUUGUGUGAAACGCUAUCUUACCAUGUGCGAGAAUCCUGCCGCUGUGACCGUGACCGCGCGUGGAGGGCAGUGACGGCCAAGCUGCCCAUCCUUUCCUGGCUCCCGCGGUAUAACUUCCGCACCGACUUCGUGGGGGAUGUUAUAUCAGGCACGACCGUGGCCAUCAUGCACAUCCCGCAAGGAAUGGCUUACGCGCUCCUUGCGGGGCUCCCACCUGUCGUAGGCCUGUAUAUGGCAUUCUUCCCUGUGUUGAUGUACGUGAUAAUGGGCACGUCUCCUCAUGUCUCCAUGGGAACGUCCGCUGUUGUAAGCAUGUUGAUGGGGCAGGCGGUGGGGGAUCUCUCCUCGAGCAUCGAAGGAUCUCCAGAGGGCUCUCGCAACGAAAGCCUCGUGCAGGACAGCGUCAAUGGUACAUCUGUGACCUACACUCCGAUACAGGUCGCCUCUGCGCUGUCUCUGGUUGUCGGGGCUUGGCAGAUAGUGUUCGGUCUGCUGCAUCUGGGAGAGGUCUUCGGAAGGUUCCUGUCUGACAUGCUCAUCUCAGGCUUCACGACGGGACUGGCCUUCCAAGUCCUCACGUCACAGGUCAAGUCCCUCUUCGGUAUCUCGGUGCCACGACAUAGCGGGCCAUUCAGUAUUAUCAAUACGUACGUGGAUAUCAUCAGUAAGUUGCUGUCAGCCAACAUCACUGUCAUAAUUGUGUCAUCCAUUACGAUAAUCAUUCUCGUGAUUAAUAAUGAACUCAUCAAGCCCCGGGUGAAGAAGAUAACGAAGCUGCCCAUCCCGAUCGAGCUGAUGGCGGUGGUGGCUGGGACCGUCGCUUCCUUCUUUCUCGACCUCAACAAGAACUAUAAUGUCCGUGUUGUUGGGGACAUUCCGACGGGCCUGCCCUCGCCCUCGGUCCCGCCCCUGGAGCUGCUUCCUCGCCUCGUGGUGACCGGGUUCAUCGUGGGCCUCGUGGGCUACACCACCACCUUCUCCAUGGCCAAGCUCUUCGCCAAAAAGAAGGGCUACGCAGUCGACGCCACGCAAGAACUCUACGCUCAGGGCGCGAGCAACGUCUUCGGCUGCUUCUUCUCCAACGGCCCCGUCGCUGCCUCCAUGUCCCGGUCCCUCAUCCAGGAAGGCGUGGGCGGAGUCACCCUCAUCACGCCUUUCAUCUCCUGCGUUUUCAUUCUCCUCAUUCUGCUCUUCGUCGGGCCCUUGUUCGAAACUCUGCCGAAUUGCGUUUUGUCGUCCAUCAUCGUGGUGUCUCUCAAGGGGAUGUUCCUGCAGUUCCACGAGCUAGUGGCGCUGUGGCCUGUCUCCAAGCUGGACGCCAUCAUCUGGGCCUCCACCUUCUUCACCUGCGUCGUCAUCAACAUCGACUACGGCCUGUUUGUGGGCAUCGGGGUAUCCGUGCUGGUGCUCCUCUCCCGGUCUCAGAGUCCCUCGCUGCAGCGUCUGGGUCGCGUUCCCGGGACCGAUCUAUAUCUCGAUUGUGACAAAUACGCGACGGCCCAGGAAGUCGCCGGCAUAAGGGUCGUCAGGAUCGGCGGUGCUCUUCACUUCGCCAACACCGCCCAGGUCAAGGAGGAGCUUCCUGAGGCGGCGGGAUUGGGUGAAGGUGGACCUCCAACACAGCCGGGGGUUUACAGCAUCACGGGAAAUACUUUUAAGGCGACAACGGAGACGAUGCUAAGUAACGGAUCUAUAUCGGGUGAAGAUAAUCAAGAAACCGAUUUCGAAGGAUAUUCCAAAAAAGUCGAAAAGAGAGAGAUUCUUGACAGCGACGACCAGCAAACGACCGCUGGCACAACGACCAUCUCCUUGCCGGAUACCCUGUGGCUGGUCCUGGACAUGAGCUGCGUCAGUUUCGUGGACUCGAGCGGCGGAAAACUGCUGUCGGAACUGCACAAAGAACUCGAGGUUUCCAGUGUCCACUUGUGCCUCGCUGCCCCAUCUGAAAAAGUCCUGAAUCAGCUGGAGCGCUGCGGAACCCUGGACGUCCUGCCGAAGGAGCGGCUGUUCCACUCUGUCCACGACGCGGUCACGAUCCUGUCCCGCCCGCCCGCCGCGCCCUCGCCCGCCCGAAGCCCGGAGCCGAGGGAGGCCAGCGUGACGCGGUUCUGAAGUGGGCGGGUCUAGGAGGCGCCGCUGUACUCUGUCUCUCAGGAAAUUUAGUACACAAGGGUGAAAGGAACUACAAGAAAUCCGAAAAAUAAAAUGUGUAAAGAAUUUCGUAUGUACUGUUUAUGUUUAAAUGCAUAAAUGUGAAUGCAUACAUUCAUACAUAUAUAUUUAGAUGGAAAUUGAUACCCGGAAUGACCUAGGUUCUAGACCAGGUCAAGGAGGAUUGUUAUAUAUCUAUAUGAAUGCGGCAUUGCAUUAUUCCAUCUUUCAUAUUUAUACCUCAGUACAUCUGACUUCGGUCUCGAUUUUCUAUAUCAAUUUCCACCGAGUGCUCACGGGGAGUGUGUGUAAAACCUCACAUAUUUAGAUGUAUAUGUCAUACGUAUGUAUUUCUGUGUGUAUGUAUGUAUAAAUGUAUAUAUAUACAUGUAUGUAUGUGAAAUCUACAGCAGGGCAUUUGUUUGUUAAUGGUGUUGAGAAAGAUGUUCAUAUUCGCUACCAUUCCAUUAAACUCCACUCCCUUCAGGCGGUAACACCUUGGAGGGAUGCUUCGUUACUAUUCUUUUCCCUGGGUCUAAACAGGGGCUUAUCUCGAUGAAGGUCCGGUCAGCAUCUGCCCCAUCGUGAUAAGCCCCUACUUAACACAGGUCACACAAACUGCACUGCAAUCACACAUCGCAUGCGCAUGUUGUCCUCACCAAACUGCGUCUUCCUGUAAUUGGCUGAUAGUUCAUUCUUGUCCUAGAGACAUGCGGAUGAAAAUUAUUGCUUUCAUUUGUUUUGUAUUAUUAUUUUU
Messenger RNA from Penaeus indicus, 3192 nucleotides. RefSeq names its product solute carrier family 26 member 6-like. Gene Ontology annotation, cellular component: plasma membrane. Gene Ontology annotation, molecular function: sulfate transmembrane transporter activity; oxalate transmembrane transporter activity; bicarbonate transmembrane transporter activity. Gene Ontology annotation, biological process: transmembrane transport. The transcript is spliced from 15 exons. The coding region runs from base 189 to 2396 and encodes 735 amino acids. The record is from RefSeq and is a predicted model, not a curated record. NCBI's taxonomy places the organism in Eukaryota, Metazoa, Arthropoda, Malacostraca, Decapoda, Penaeidae.